UGCUGGAUCCCCGGAGGGUGGCAGAGCUGGAGGGGGCAGGUGUUUAUCGCUGCCCGGUGCCCAUUGGCACGGGGUGGCAGCCAAAGCAGGGCUCUGGAAUGAGGAAAUGUCCCCGAGGAAAUGUCCCCUGCGCUCCUGCCUGUCCCAGCCCUCCCCCGCUGGGGUUUCAGAGGGAGGGAAGGAAAUCUCCGCUCCAUCUCACACCAAAGUGGGUGCCCCCACCCAUUCCAGAGGCUCAAACCAUGAACCGAGAGUUUCUCUGGCCUCAAACGAAACCUUUCAUCUUUUCUGUUUGCUUUUUCCUCCAGCGAAGCCGGCUCUGCGCUGACUUCCUUCGCUUCCAGGCUCACUUUGAAACAACAAACUGCAAAGCCACCAGGCUCCGUUUUUGAACCCGCCGAGGAAUGGGCGACUUCAGAAAGCCGCAGAAACAUCGGGAAAGCUCGGUGCUAACUGCUCCAUUGUUUCCAGGAGGAAAAACCUCCCUGUGAUUCCCAGCGCCGCGGACUUUAGCCGGGAUGCACAAAUACUGCUGGGUCCACAGAUCUCUUGUUGUUUGUGUUUUGGCAGGGAAGGAGGGCGGCUCGGGGCUGCAAUUCCCGCAGGGAAUGCCUCUCCAGGGAGGACACACACUCCGGAGCUGCCAGCAGGACUCAGGGUAACUCCUUGACCUCUGCUGGGAAGAGGAGGUUCCCAGGAUGAUAAGGAGCUCUUGGAAGGAAUUGCUGCCCUGGUGGGAGGGAGUGGCAGCGCUGGGCACGCUCCCCAACACGUCCGCAGCCCUGGCAGCUCCAUCCCGGCAGCGCAGCGCUCCCGCGGGGCUUGGAGAGGCUGGAAUUCCAUCCAGGAGCUCUCGGGGAGGGAAGGAGCUGGGAGCAGGGGCUGUGUCGCUGCCCAAAGAUGCUCUGCAGAGCACCCACAGCCCAGUGAGCCAGCCCAGCCAUCCCAAAUCCCGACCCUGAGCGCUGGGGAAGCUCUGAGGAUGUGAGGGACGAGGGAAUGAGGCUCAUCCUCAUCCUGGGAUGCCCGAGGGAUCCUGCACAGCAGCCAACCCAUUCCUGCAGAGCUGGAGCUGAGCCUGGGGGUGCCCACAGUGCCUGGGCUGCAGGAACUCAGCUGGAUGUGGCUGGCAGAGAUGCCCGUGGUGCUGCCAGCUGCCCCCUCGGUGCCCAGGGAGAAGAAUUGGGCAGGGAGGAGCUCCAGGACCACAUGGAGGAUGCUGGAUGAGCCCCAGCUGGACACCCCCACAGGUGAGGAAUGCGAGUCCUGCUGGCCCCGCCCCGCCGAGCUCCGGCCCCGCUGGCACCGGGGACAGUGGUGGUGGGACACGACCACGGCACCAGGGACACACCCACGGGGAAUGGCAGCAGGGACCCAUCUUCAGGAAAUGGCAGCAGGUACCAAUCCUCAGGGAAUGGCAGCAGGGAAGGCAGAGCAGAGCAGCCCCGCUCCUGAGGCAGGACACAGCUCCCUGGACCCCUCUGUGGCACUGCUGGCUCUCAGGGACACCUUCCCACCAGAGAUCUCGCUCUGGUUCUCGGUGGAGAGCCGCUCCUCGCGGGGCCGCAAUGCCCAGCUCCAGGAAGCUGCCAGGAAGAGGCUGUGGGCUCUGGAGAGCGAUGACAGGAGUGUCUGUGCCCUGUUCAAGGAGCUGUCAGCCAGGCUGGUGUGCAUGCAGGCACACGAGGAUCGCUUCCUCCUCACCUUCAAAACCCUGGAGGAAGUCUGGAAGUUUUCCACCUAUCUGACUUUAGGGUACGUGGGGUCCUGCCUGGAGCAGCUGCUCUUUGCCCAGGAGUUCUGGCUGGACUGUGCCCUGGUGGAGGACACCGAGCUCAGGGUCACCAUGGAUGAAGAGCACCUGGCCAGCAUCUACAGGGAGCUGCUCCUCCAGGAAGGGAAUUUUUUCUCCAGGGCAGUGCCUGGUGCCUGGAAGUUGGAGCAGGAGGGAGAGGAGAGUCUGCAGCUGUGCAGGAACGAGCUGAUCCAUGUGAAGAGUGCUGGGCAGGAUUCCAGCUGGGAAGGGAUGUCCCUGCUGACAGGACAGCGAGGUUUGGUGCCCCUGACAGCUCUGGAGCCAAUAGCUCAGCCCUUUUACCAGUGGUUCCUGAAGAAUUAUGCUGUGAGUUUUGGCCUCUCCCAGGAGAUCAGUGGGACGAGCUCUCAGGCCAUUGUCAAAGGCAGGUGCAUCGCCACCAAGGAGCACAGAGGAGCAGCGUGGGAUGAGCUGAGCUUCUCCAAAGGGGACCUCAUAGAAAUCAUCGGAUUCUUCAUCCCUGGACUGCCCUGGUUUGUGGGCAAAUCCCUCAGCACUGGGAGCAUCGGCUUUGUUCCCACCCAACACGUAAAUCCCGAGGCUUGCGAACCUCUGGGAAAGGGCUUCGUGUUUCUGAGCGAAGAGGAGAAGUCCCCAGUCCUGCACGUGCCCUGCAAUGGUGACGAGCAGCACUUUGUCACCCUCCUGGAGGACCUGGCACACACUGACAUCACCUCUGUGUACAGGCUGGCUGGUUUUGAGCCCACAGCCACAUUCCCACAAGCACCACCAGAGGCUGCUCUCCAUGGAAGCACAGAAACCCAAGUGCUCCAGUCUUGGGAGGAAAUCAAUGACUGGGCUACCAGCAGCACCUCGGAGCUGUCCAGCCCAGGCAGUGAAACAGCCCCUGGCACGCUGGAAGAUGUUCUCCUGGACAAGCUGGAUGAUUUGGAUUAUCCCAAAUUCUUCAUCGACCUCAACGCUGGACACAUGGAUGAUGCUGAUGUCUUUGACCCCAUGUUGACCUUCCUCAACCAAGACACUUUUGUGCCCAGUUUUCAAAGCUUUUAUGAUCUCAGCUUUUCCUUUCUCCACUCCACAUUUUAUGGUUUCUCUGACGAGGAUGAGCUGGUCCUGUACCUUGAGACUUCCCGGAACUGGGCCAAGAGGACUCGUUCAGUCUGGGCUCACGUCAGGCUCUGUUUCCUCCUGGGUAAACUCUGCAUCAAAAAGGUCAAACUCUCCCAGGCCCGGGUGUACUUUGAGGAAGCCAUGAGUGUCCUGGACAGGGGUUUUGGGGACCUGCCCCUGCUGGCAGCGCUGCACGUGAGCCUCACCUCCAUCUACCUGAAGCAGAACAUGAAGCACAAGUUCUCCUCCCUGCUGGGGAAGACAGUGACCUUGCUGGUGUGCCUGCCUGGCCGCUCCUUCAGCUGGGAGAACGAGCUGGAGCUCCUGACCUACGUCCUGAGGGAAUCCAUCGCCGUGGGCAACGCUGCGCUGGAGGCCCGGAUCUGCUUCCUCAUCGUCAAACUCCUGCUGCAGCUGGGCAGGACCGAGGAGGUGCUGCCAUUUCUGGAGCAUCUCCAGUGUCUCAGCACCACCUGGCUCGGCCCAGGCACCCGUGCUGGGCCGCUGGAUGCCGCUGCCACCUUGGGCUACUUCUACGACAAGAAGUGCCUGCCCAACAUCGCGCUGGCCUCCGUCAGAUCCUUCAUUCCCAGCAGCACCAAGGGGACACCCACCCCUAUCUGGAGAGCCGGCUUCAUCCUCCAAAACGCUUCCAAGCUGCUGGGGAAGCAGCUGGACAGGAGCAGCAUCCCAGCAGUGGCUUGUUUGUACCUGAAGCAAGCGCUGCAGUUCUGCUGCGACAGCAGGGCCGUGCCCAUGCAGAGGACGCUGUGUGCUGUCCUGUCCAGGAUGUUCCUGCAGCACGGGCUGCUGGAUGGGGCCGUUUGUUACGCAGCCAGAGCUGCAGCCCUGGGCAGGCUGCUGGGGGAGGAGGAGGCGUUUGAGUCCUCGCUGUCCUUGGGGUGGCUGCAGCUCCUGCAGCAGCAGCCGGGCCCGGCCGGGGCCAUCCUGCGGCAGCUGCGGCGCGGCCUGCGCGGCACGGCCAGCGAGACCCAGGCCGGGGCCGUGCACAACCUGCUGGCCAUGGCCCUCAGCGCUGAGGGACGUGUCCAGGAGGCUGCAGAGAACUUCCUGAGGGCCCUGCACAAGGCCAAGGAGACGGGCAGCAGGAGGAACCAGGCGGUGGCCCUGGCCAACCUGGGCCAGCUGAGCCUGUCGUGUGGGGCCGCGCAGCUGGCCGAGCUCUACCUGCUGUGGGCAGUGCGGCUCUUUGCCGAGCUCCAGGGCCACCAAGAGCUGGACAUGGAGCUGGCACAGGUGCUGCUGUGGCUGGCACAGGCCCUGGUGGACAGGCAGAGGAUGGAAGAUGCCAAACUCUGCUAUGAGCUGGCGCUGGGGUUUGCCCUGAAGUGGCAGAACCUGAGGAGUCAGCUGCACGUCACGGAGCGUCUGUGCCAUUUCUACAGCAGGGUGUGCCCCGACCUGCAGGCCUGCAUCACCUACCACGAGCACUGGGCAUCCCUGGCACGGCAGCUGCAGGACAGGGAGCUGGAAGGCAAUGCCAGGCAGGCUCUCAGCCAGCUCUACCAGGCUUUGGGCACACCUCAGGCUCUGAGACAAUCCCUGGACUGCACCAAGCAGUGCCUGAGGAUCUUCAUCGACCUCGAGGAGGCUGCAAAGGCAGCAGAGGCCUGGCUGCAGGCAGGAAAACUCUAUUAUCUCCUACAGGAGGAUGAGCUGGUGGAAAUGUACUUCCAGGCAGGCAUCCAGACUGCUCUGAAAGGGGACAACUUCUCCUUGGCCAUGGAUCUUUAUGAAAAAGCAGGUGACACCUUCUUCAAUGGCAGCCGGAACAGGGCCCGAGCUGUGGAGUUUUACAGGGGAGGUGCUGUGCCCCUGGCCAGGAAACUCAAGGCCACCCAGACAGAGCUGAGGCUGUUCAACAAACUGGCAGAGCUGCAGAUCAGCCUGCAGGGCUAUGAGAAGGCUCUGGAGUUUGCCACGCUGGCAGCCAGGCUCAGCCUCAGGGUUGGGGACCAGCUGCAGGAGCUGGUUGCCUUCCACCGCCUGGCCACCGCCUACGACCUGCUGCACAUGUACGAGAUGGCCGAGGAUUGCUACCUGAAGACGCUGGCCCUGCGUCCCCCCGUGCUGCAGGGCUCAGCAGAGGCCCUGUACUACUGCAAGCUCUACUGGCACCUGGGCAACCUCACCCUGCACAAGCUCAAGGAUGAGCAGGAUGCAUCCUCCUACUUCCUGCUGGCCCUCGCCGCAGCCGCCGAGCUGGGAGACCAGGAGCUGCAAGCCCUGCUCCAUGCCAAGCUGGGAGCCAUCCCCAGAGCCCCAGGGCCACCUGAGGCCAUGCCAGGCUGUGCCCUGCUCCGUGCCAAGCUGGGAGCCAUCCCCAGAGCCCCAGAGCCACCUGAGGCCACGCCAGGCUGUGCCACUGGCCGCCCACGGUGGCUGAGCGAAGGUGGCCACGUGGUGUGACCUGUGUGCCACCCUGGGAGCCAUCCACAGCACCGUGCCAGGUCUGUGUGCUGUCCUCAGCAGGCCCAGGAGCCAGGAGAGGUCCUGCAGCACGUCCUGAGGAGCUGGAAGGGUUUGGGCUCCUCACCCCCCAAGCAUUUGGGACCCUGGCCUUGUUUUUCAGGAGCAGAGGUGGCACAGGCAGGGCAGGAUGCUGGAGCUGGUGGUGCAGCAGGGCUGAGCUCCUGGGUGGGGUUCAGAAGUUCCCUGCCCAGGAUGGGGAUGGGGACAGCUGCCAUGUGCUGUCCCCACACCUUGGAGCAGCUCAACCCAAACAUAAUGGAACUGCAGCUCUUUUAUUUAUGGCUGCUUUUUAUCCUGUGUGUGAUGACAUCUCUGUCAACCCCUCUCCUGUAAAAAGCACCACCAAAGCUUCUGGCAGUGAGAGACAGAAUUGGGGAAGUGAGGAGGAAUAAAGGGGCUGGUCCAGCCUUAUCUGGGGGCAGAAAAUACCUGAGCCCCAGGGUUUAGAGCAACCAAGCUCAGGGUCUAGAGCAGGAGCACAGGAAAAGAACUGGGGGGGUGCUGUAUCCCCACCCCGGGAGGGGUCUAAACCCAGAUGUGACAUUUGGGGACACAGUUAGUGGUGGGGAAAUGGUCAGGCUCGAUGAUUUUAGAGAGAUUUUCCAACCUGAGUGGUUCUCCCGGGCACAGGGCAGGAAUGUACAGCUCUGAGAUGGCCACCAGAGAGCAAUAAACGCUCAUUUUUGCAGCGAGAGCGGUUUCCCUGCAGAGCCCGGGCUGGGCUCUCGCUCCGGGAUGGAGCACAGGGAAGAAGGAGCGAUUUUCCCACCUGAUCUCUUUGCUUUGGCAACCAGUGGCCAUCUGUGGCUUCCCAGCCAGAGCCUGCUCCCAGUUCCCUGCCCGUGCUGCCCUGCCUGGGGCUGUUAAAUACAGAAUAUUUAUUUCCUCUCUGCAAACGCCGAGUUCAGCUUCCUCUUGCAAUCCCUUCGAGGCGUUUGUCACCGGGGCAAUGAUUAUUUACUGCUUGUUUACCAAACAGCCCCAGACCCCAGCCCAGAGGAGGGAAAUCUUCAUCCUGCCUAAAAUCCAGCGAGCUCAGGGCUCCCCAAAACCUUCCUGCCCCACCCCACUGGUGCUGGUGCUCACCAGGCCAGGGCAGGAUAUUUUCUGCAGUUUUUCUUUUGGUCUAGAUGGUUUUUGAGGACAAUUUUGACCCCUUAAUAUCCUCUGGAUCUUUUCACACAGGGGGAUAAGCACAUCUUUGUGCCAGGAUGAAGAUGGGGAAUUUGGGAAGAGCUGGGAUGGGUCUGGUUUAAACACACAGGCUCAGUUUGAGCUGGCCUAACUCAGCCCAGCUCCAGGAGUCAAACAGAAAUGUUCUGAUUUGCAGGGACUCUGGAGCUGCUUGGAAAACAAAUGUGUCCUCCUUAAACCACAGCAAAACAAAUUCUGUGGUGCCUAAGAGAGGAAAAAAGUCUUCCUCCUUGGGAGCAUCCUGUAAAAAUAAUUUUCCCUCUCCCUCAUCUGCCUGCCCGCUCCCACAUGCUGAGAUGAGAACUCAGAGUGGCCAGGGCUAAUUAAAAUUCAUAAUACAGUGAAAUUUAAAGCUGCUGUUCACAUGUACCAAGUCCUGGGUCGCUGCCCAAGGAAAGAUGAGGAUGUUCCAUCCCUCCAGUUUUAUGGGCAGAGAAAUUUGGGGGCUUUGUGCCAGAGGAAGUCACUGGGUGGUGGCUCAGCUCCUUCAUCCUCCACCCUGGCCAGGCUGGGGAUGUUGUCCCUCACUUUGGGGCAUUCUUUGGGACACCCUUGGUGUGCUGAGGGGUGCAGAGCCUGGCCAGGGCUGUGCUGCUGCUCCAGGAAGAGAAGGAAAUGUGGGAACACAGGAAUUAUCCUGCAGAAGGCAGAGGCAGAAAUAGGGGAAAGGGAAGGGAUGGAUCAAAUCUCCUCUGACACCAGGUGUGCCCUGGCUUGUGACUCUUCCUGAGCCACGUGGGACUGCCUGUUCUGUGCCCAGGAGUUUUCCUUCCUCCCUGCAGCCAGCCAGGCUGGAAAUAGGCCUGGUGGGAGCCACGUGCAGCAGCACGUGCUGCUCAGAGCAGCACCUCCCAGAGCUGCAGGAACCUCCCUGCCUGGCUUUUGGGGCUCCAAUCCUUCCCCUGUGUGACCUUGCAGGCACCAGUACUGCCAGUCCUGACAUAACACCAGCGCUGGCACUGGGAUCCUGUGUUUGCUCAGUGCCUCAGGGGGGCUGUUUAAGGCCUGGAAGAAGCAGGGGCUGGAUUUGUCUCACAUAUGUUCGUUCUUGGACAGUGGGAAUAGCACCACAGGAAUAAUUCUUGCAUCAUCUGAGCCUCCCGUGGAACCAGGAGAAAGGAAAUGCUGAUAAAUGGAAAUGCAGAACUGGAUUUAUUUGGAUUUUCAUGGAAAUGACUCUUUUCUGCAGAAAUGCAGCACCUAACAAUACCAGUUGUUAUCAGCAGACUUUUUUCCAUCAUUCCUUCAUGGCACAGUGGUGCAAACUGGGCUGGAUGAGAGACCUGAUGUGGAGGAGCAGCGAGGCUGAGGCUGAGAUAAACCUGGAGCUCAGCUUAUCUCAGAGGUGGCUGCUCCUGUCUGGGCAGCAUCUCCUGGUGUUGCCUGGAUGGGUAAUGAGGAGUUGGUAAACACCAGCUGUUCCGCUCAGCAGAGCUGGGGGGAGUGUGUAAACUGGGUAAUUUAGAUUAAAAAUCAUUUAUUUGCACAGCAA
This is a messenger RNA of Catharus ustulatus (Swainson's thrush), 8066 nucleotides long. RefSeq names its product SH3 domain and tetratricopeptide repeats 2 (gene SH3TC2). The record is from RefSeq and is a predicted model, not a curated record. NCBI's taxonomy places the organism in Eukaryota, Metazoa, Chordata, Aves, Passeriformes, Turdidae. Gene Ontology annotation, biological process: regulation of intracellular protein transport; regulation of ERBB signaling pathway. Gene Ontology annotation, cellular component: recycling endosome. Gene Ontology annotation, molecular function: protein binding. Bases 1121 to 5317 code for a protein of 1398 amino acids. The transcript is spliced from 20 exons.